Messenger RNA from Anopheles maculipalpis, 2770 nucleotides. Its product is annotated as box A-binding factor. Lineage: Eukaryota; Metazoa; Arthropoda; Insecta; Diptera; Culicidae. The coding region runs from base 46 to 2706 and encodes 886 amino acids. Gene Ontology annotation, molecular function: DNA binding; protein binding. The transcript is spliced from 4 exons. Gene Ontology annotation, biological process: regulation of transcription by RNA polymerase II. Gene Ontology annotation, cellular component: nucleus. The record is from RefSeq and is a predicted model, not a curated record.
GCGUAAAAAACACUCUGCUUCACCUUCCAACAAAACGGCUCGUGAAUGAUGUCCGUGCAGCAGUACUGUCUACGGUGGAACAACCAUCAGCCGAACUUCAUCUCGGUCUUCUCGACGCUGCUGCACAAUGAGAGCCUGGUGGACGUUACGCUGGCCGCCGAGGGACGGCAGCUGCAGGCACACAAGGUGGUCCUGUCGGCGUGCAGUUCCUACUUUCAGUCCCUAUUCACCGUCAAUCCCUGCCAACAUCCGAUCGUGAUAUUGAAGGACGUGCAGUACAACGACCUUAAGACGAUGGUAGAUUUUAUGUACUACGGGGAGGUGAAUGUAUCGACCGAACAGCUACCCCAGGUGCUCAAGACGGCCGAAAUGCUCAAAAUUAAGGGCCUGGCGGAGAUGCCGGACGCGUCCGCCGUGUGCAAGGCGGACCUCAGCAAGCUCGACCCGUCCGAGCUAAUACAGGCGGCGAACGUUAUACCCGGUGCGACUGGCGAUGCGAUAUGGGGCAGUGCCGAAUCUCAGCAGCAAGCGCAACAGCAGCAGCAACAACAGCAGCAACAGCAACAGCAACAACAGCAGCAGCAACAACAACAGGCACAACAUCAUCAGCAACAAACGCAACAGCAGCAGCAGCAGUAUCAGCACCAGCAACAGCAGCAACUACAUCAACAAACCCAGCAGCUGAGACGAUCACCAUCCCCCACGACCAACAUGUCCCCAGCGGCGCGAAGAAAACGGUUACGAAAGACGUCCACCGGGUCCGGUUCCAUAUCGACCGAUCGGCUCCAGCACCAGCACCAGCAGCAACAGGCGGCUGUUGCUGCGGCCCAGCAGCAGGCCGCUGCCGUAGCUGCCGCAGCAGCAGCGGCGGCCGCCGCUCAGCAGCAGCAGCAACAGCAGCAGACCGAAGAACAGCACGGUACGAGUGCGGACCCCAGUACACUAAACCUGGUACCGCAUCUACACAUCCAGCAGCAGGUGGACAACAUAUCGUACGGUACGGCGACGGCAGGGCACGGUGCGUUGGCGAUAGGCGCUGCAGCUGCCGUUGCUGCCGCAGCAGCAGCCGCCGCGGCCGGUAACAAUAUUCGCAUCAUUAAAGAAAGCCCGAGCUCCGACGUAGACCAGCAACAGCACGAAUCGUCGCAGGAGAGCGUCGAUGAGACGGGUCACCACAUGCCGAGCAUUAUCAAAACGGAAGACCUCAGUGGGGUCACGCAGACCAUACCGAUGGACAUUUCGACGACACCGACCGCCGUAAACAUAACGCAAUCGCAGUCACAACAUACCGGUGGGCAAUGGACGGUAAUCGAUACGAAUUAUUCGCGGUUUGGCAUUGCGCCGUGUCAGACGAAUUUAGGACUGCAACAGCAACAACAGCAACAACAGCAGCAGCAACAACAACAACAACAACAACAACAACAACAGCAGCAACAACAUCAACAUCAGCAGCAGGUCCAACAGCAUCAUCAACAAACGAAUCAACAGCAGCAACAGCACCAGGGUGAUAGUCAAGGCUUAAGUAGUGCCGGUAAUGGUGCCAACAGUGCGGCAAAUGGUGGCGCACCGGGCAGUGGAACGGGCGGCACGGCUACCGGAAACAACAGUGGCCUAACGAACGCGUCAACCACCAACUCCAACGCCACGACACCGCAACCGACGACACCGGUUCAAAUCUAUCAGCAUCCGUUCUCGCCUCAGAUCAUAUCGGUCAACCCGAACAGUAUGGUUAACAGCUACCAGUCGUCGAACCUGUCCACCCCCACGUCCCCCCAAACAGGGAGCGAUCAAGCGACGGGACUGGUGUACAGUACCGGCACACCGAAUCAAUCACCGCUCGGUGCAACGGCGACCGCUGCCUCCGGUACGAAUGCCAGCGGGAAUGGCAAUGGUGGUGCGACCGCUGGUGGCAACGGUGCACCGACAGGAGGCGGCAAUGGUACGACGGCGGGUAGUGGUGGUGCAGCUGGUGCAGGAAACGGAGCGGCCGGCGUGGUGGCAGGAACGGGCGGGACCGGCACCGGAACGGUCCAGCAACCGGUCAAGCGAAAACGAUCCGUCAAUCCGCAGGGUGAUGAAAAUUUCCUCCGAGCGCUCGAGGCGGUCCGGUUCGGUGGCAUUGGUUUCUGCAAAGCCGCCCGUCUGUACGGUGUGAACAAUCGAACGCUGUGGUUAGAGUAUAAGAAGCGCGGUUACCCUAUCAGCCGACCGAGCAUCAAGAAUCGCAUCAAGCUGGAACCGAACAUAUCGCCACCGCCGACGGCCACCACUCCGCCCGGUGAUGAGAACGCCUCGAUGGAGCACUACGAUACGGCACUUUCCUCCCCUGCGCUUAACAUGUCCCUACAGCAGCAGCAGCAGCAGCAACAACAGCAGCAGCAACAGGUGCAGCAACAUCAAGCAACACAGCAGCAAGUCACUGCGGCACAGCAAACCCAACAUCAACAGCAAGGCAACGAUACGACGAAUGCUGCUGCGGCUGCGGCUGCCGCUGCCGUCGUUGCCGCCUCGUCCACCACCCCUCUUAUGUGUCCCCCGCACGGACAUCCGAUGGGUGUGAUGGGUUUUCUCGAUACGCGGCACGUCGACUUUACGACCACGGCCGGCUUGCAUCAGAUGUCCCGUCAGCGGUAUCCGGAUACGGCCACGGUGAACAUGAAUACGGGCGCGGUAAAUCUGCAGGGGCUCAACUUUAACUCCAUGUAAGGGGACGGGUGGCUUCGUGUUGUGACCGUAAGCAAUGGGGGUGGUGAUGGUGGUGGCCCUGGUG